UUCCCGGUGCGGACGUGCGUUGAGCGGUGGAAAUUCUCGAACACGUUGCGAACACGAGCCGAAAAAAGAAAAUAUCAUAACAGUUCCGUUCGUUGUAACGCUCGGUUCCUGCGGUUUUUCGGUUUUUGCACUUUAAUUUCAUUAGCCGGAAGGCAGAGCGGGGAAAUGUCCACCGGGCAGUGCGAAUAAUCCGGAGGCAGAUGAAGAAGUGCGUAAAUUAUGACAUCGGGAUGGCUUAAAAAAUAAAAGAGAGAGCUGGAAGAGCCAAUGAACUUGCUGACAACUUGAGACGACCACAAGUGGAGGAGGAGGCUGUGGAGCAGCAGAAGGAGCAGGAGAAGCAGAGGGAUCCCUUUGGGCGGUCAAGGAACCAUGGGCGACCUGCAGGCCACCAUCGAAUUCUCCGUGGAGCUGCACAAGUUCUUCAAUGUGGAUUUGUUUCAGCGCGGGUUGUACCAGGUGCGCUGCGGCCUGCGUGUUUCACCCCGGUUGCCUGUGCAGGUGGAGACGAGCAUUCCGGAAGCGAGCGGAAGCGGCAAACAGAACGGACACGCGAACGGGGGCGCCACCGACCAUGGGAGCAGCGACAGCGAGAGGGGGGAGCAGCUGUCGCCGGGGGAAGUGCCACGCCUCCUCGACCCGCCCUCGGGGGGCAGCUGCACAUCCGCCUCGGUUAUCAACGGCAGCGGCGCCUCGCGCAUCUUCCAGAUACUCUACCGCAACGAGGAGGUGCCGCUGCGCGACAUCAUUCACUUUCGCAGUCAUUUACUAGUUGACAGUCGUCACCUGAAGGAGUCCAUUGAACGGGCCGAGUUCUCCCUGCAGCUGGAGCUCUGGUUCGGCGAGCAGAACGGCUCGAGCAGCCUGAAUGGCAAUGGAGGCGGCAGUGGAAUGGGCAGCUUCUCCGGAUCCGGCAGCUCCACGUUGACACUGGCCUCCACGAGGAACCUGCAGCUGAACUUCCAUCCGGGACGUGGCCUUCAUUACCAUCUGCCGGUGCUGUUCGACUACUUCCACUUGGCGGCCAUCAGUGUGGGCAUCCAUGCCAGCCUCGUCGCCCUCCAUCAGCCAUACAUCAAGAAAAGCAUGUUCUCGUAUAUGAAAUUCUGUGCCCCUCGCAGCUCGAAGCCGUGGAGUGCGGGCAAGCUGAGCUGCAGGGGAAACACUUCGCCAGGACCCCUGGAGGCGGUGUUCUUUGGACCCCAAAUUGGAGGCACCACCAAGUGCAGCGGAGGUCCUGCGGGCAGGCUGGUGCAAUCCCGAGCCAUUCACCGAGAGAUCUGCUGCUUGCUUUUAGGCGCCAUUGAGCAACUGAAGGCGACUCUCAACGAGUUCAGUACAGUGUUACCUCCGAGCAUAAACUCGCAGAUUGGCUCGCCUCCUCUGAGGGAGAACGACACGGGAGAAAGACUGCAACUUCUGCUGGACCAGGCCAAGCAGUUGGAGGCGGAGGAUGACUUCGCCAUUCGGGCCAAUUCGGACAUAGCUCAGCUGUGUGCGGAGAGCAUAUUCUGGUGGCGAAGGGUGCUCCUGGCCUCCAGAUCCUCGACGGCGGUGCACACACUGCUGGCCAGGAAGCACCACAUACUCAGGGUACGUCGCUUCGCCGAGGGUUUCUUUGUGCUGGAGCAGCCGAGACAUGCGGCUGCUGCCGGUUGCCAGGAUCAGACCAACGGAUCCCCGGCGACGAGUCACUGUCAAGGAUACGUGGCCAUCGCGGAGUUGGCCCGGAGGAGUCGCUACCUGCAAUCCCUGCCGCCGCUUCCCGUUCACUGCACUCCCAUCGACGGCGAUGCCUCCUCGCUGCCCCUGAUCUUCGAGGAUCGCUAUGUGAACCCGAACAGCACCUAUGCCAGGCGGAGAUCGGGCAGCGAUCCCCAGCUGGAUGAAACCAUCUCCGUGGUCGGUGGCCAGAAGAAGAAGGUGGACAAGACCCACUCGAGCAGCAGUUUGAACGGAAUCAAGGACUGCCUGGCCUGCCACUUCGACUACGAUUAUCCGCAGACCAAUGGAUCGGGUCCGGCGCAUCCGCAUGCCAAAUGUGUGAUCACGCCGAGAUUCGCUUUGGGUGGGGAGGUCCUGCAGGCGAGCCUGACCAUUGCUCCCAGCAAGGAGGCCCCUGCGGAAGUGACAGCUACUCCCACUCUGCGCCACAACUUGUCCAGGCAUUCGGUGACCGGUCUGCUGGAGGACCUCGAUCUGGACGCCAGUGUGCCGGCGCGUCACAGCAAAUCCCUGGACCAACUGGACGGUUGCGAGGGCAUGACCUCCAAUCCGGUGACCACGACCAAUAACCACACUCUGCCCAGACUUCAGGCGGACGAUCUGAUGAGGAAUAUCUGCGAGUUUCGGCAGCGGUAUGGCAAGUUCGACUAUCUGCACGAGAUCAAGCUACUGAAUCCCCCCAAGCAACAUCAACAGCAGCAGGUUUCCCAGCAGCAGCAGCAGCAGCCAAGCACCAAUGGUUACAACUCACUGCCCAAGUCCAUGGUUCCCCCGAGAAACUCCUAUCCACCGCCUCCUCCGAGUCAGCACACCACCAUGCCCAGGAGCAGUUCCUCCCAGAUUCCCCGGGCUGUAGAGAUUGCCAGGGUGAGGGUAUCCGAUAUCAAGGAGAUGCUGCGGCAGGGUCAACUGAGGAAGGAGUCCAGCAGCUCCGAGAGCGACAUGAUGCAGAAGCUCCAGAUGCUCAGCUCGAAUAGCGUUCCCUUUCGCUUGGAGGGCGCUGGCAAUGGAACGAGUAACAACAACACCACCAGCAGCGAUCCCAACACCAGUGGUUUCAGUGAGUCCCUGCCCAAUCUGGCUCCUCCACCGGAAUUCGACUCGGACUCCCAGUUGAGGCGGCAGAGGAGCAACUCCACUUCGUCGCUGAGCGAGGAGAGUGGCUGGGUGAGCAGUCGGCGGAGUUCCCUGGCCAUUUCCAGUCCGGAUACCAUCACCAGUACGGGUCUCACCAACCGCCAGAGGCACACGCAACUCAACUUGGGCAUGGGCAUGGCCAUGGAGACCCGUCUGAACGGCGAGCAGUUGAGGUUGCGCCUGCAGAAGGUCCUCGAGCAGCAGCAGCUGCAACAGCAGCAUCCGCACAAGACCCGGAAGAGACAGGCCGCCGGCGCAGGAUCCUCCAGUCAAAGUCGAACUCCUGCGCGCCAGCAGACCGAAGUGCACAAGAAGAUCUCAUCGGUGACGGUGAACAUCAAACGGGAGCGUUCCCGCUUCCAACUGGACAGACUGCGUCAGCUGCCCAACGGUGAGUCCACAGAGGUGGAGGAAAUGGAUCCGCCACCGAGGAGGAAUCGCCACAAGACUGCCUCCUCCUCCGCCAAGUGCGAGAAGUCCAAGUCGGAUUUCGACAUCACGAGUCUGAAGGACAUGCAGCCAUUGGAUGCGGUGUGUUUGCCGCCUCCGCAGCAGUUUCAGGAUCAGGAAACGGAGAUGGCCUUGGUCCUGGCUCCACCGCCACCUGAUGAGUUCAGGGACCCACCACCGGAACCCGCUCCCGUGGCUCCAAUAGCACCUGCUCCGCUGCCAGCUCCUGCUCCAGCUGCCCUUCCUCCGGCGGGAAAAGCCAAGGUGGUCUCGUGUCACCUGCCACCUCCACUUAAGGAACGCCAGCCCGUGGGUGCCAUUGACAAUCCAGUGUACCACAUCUAUGAGUCACUGCGUCCGAUCUCCACGCCAGCCAUCUUUAGCAAUAAGCCAGUUCUCAAGUCCCACAGCCUGGCCGAGUUAAAGAGACCGCAGAACCUUCCCAAUCCCAAUCCCUUAAGUCACCAAUGCAAAUCCCAUGCAGUCAAUGGUAAUGGCUUAGAGAACGGAUUGGACCAGGAACAAGAUGAGAACAAGGAGAACUCCAAUGGCCAAGUGAGAGCUGCCAAGCAGGCAAAUGGUUCCAAUACCAUUUCGAAGCACAAGCGCAAGGGACAAGUGGCGUCCGCCGUCCAAGAGGCUCCUCCCAGCAUCUCCCUGCUGGAGUUCGAAAAGUAUCGCGAGGAGUUCCGGAAGCAGAUCAAAUAUCAGGGGAGCAUAUACUCCGAUUACGUUCAGCUGGCCUCGGAACUUCCGUACUUCUACAUCAGUGACGAAUACCGCGCAUUCUCGCCCAACGGAAUGCACCUCGUGAUUUGUGUCCACGGAUUGGAUGGCAACUCGGCGGAUCUGAGGCUGGUGCGCACCUACCUGGAGCUGGGCUUGCCCGGGGUGAAUCUCGAGUUUCUCAUGUCGGAGAGAAAUCAGGGGGACACCUUCUCAGACUUUGACACCAUGACUGAUCGGCUGGUAACCGAGAUACUCUACCAUAUCGAUAGCUGCGCUCUGAAUCCCGCUCGCAUCUCAUUUGUGGCCCACUCGCUGGGCACGAUUAUAGUAAGGAGUGCCUUGGCCAGGCCCCAAAUGAGACCCCUUCUGCCGCGACUGCACACCUUCCUGUCGCUAUCAGGACCACACUUGGGAACACUUUACAACACGAGCGGAUUAGUCAACAUGGGCAUGUGGUUCAUGCAAAAGUGGAAGAAGUCGGGUUCCCUGUUGCAGCUUUGCAUGCGAGACACCACCGACAUGCGAAAUUGUUUCCUGUACAGGCUGAGCCAGAGAAGCACCCUCCAUCACUUCAAGAACAUCCUGCUCUGCGGAUCUAGCCAGGAUCGCUAUGUUCCAGCGCAUUCGGCACGCUUGGAACUUUGCAAGGCGGCCAUGAGGGAUAGCUCCUCGUUGGGCACCAUUUACAGGGAAAUGGUGCACAAUAUAAUCGCUCCGAUUUUGGCCCGGCCAGAACUGACUUUGGCCCGUUUUGAUGUCCAUCAUGCGCUGCCUCACACGGCCAACACUUUGAUUGGUAGAGCGGCUCACAUUGCUGUCCUGGACUCGGAGCUAUUUAUUGAGAAGUUUAUGCUGAUUGCGGGACUCAAGUACUUUAGUUAACCAGAGCGCUAGAGGAUCUGGCUGUCCAAUGGAAUUACAAAUUCUGCUGAUAAUGGUCUAUAGAAGAGUCGUAGCAACAUAAUCUAGUACAGUACAUAGUCGAAAGGCCAAACUACUCACUUAGUUCAUAGAUUUAUUAUGAAAGAGAGACUUGAAACUUCAGGUCGUUUUUAAAUAAGUAAAAUAGGGUUUAAAAACUGAAUUUUUUUAUAUUUUAUUUAAUAAUGAAUAACGGGUCGAUUUUUUUUGUUAACUUUUAAAUGUUUAUAUUCAAAAAGAAAUUUUAGCUUACUUUAAAAACAUAUUAUAUGUACUUUCUCUAUAACUUUAACCUCAUCAACAUGUACUGUACUUUUUAUUUAACAAAAAUCAACUAUUUGAAAACACAGGGUACUCAUAAAUCGAAGACAAACAAGAACCAGAGUCAUCAGAUCAGCCAUCUGAUUCCAAUCAAUCUGCAAUUGGAACAAGGAAUUUAUUGAAGCAAAUCGUUAGACUUGAAUUUUUUACAAAUGCAACUCUUUUGUAGCGAAUUGAUACCCACACUCUCAUACGAAAAAAUCAAAAACCAAAGAAUGUUUAAUCAAAAACCUAUAACCAAAACCAAAAACAGCAUAACUGUUGCAAACGUGUUACGAUAACUCAAUUUUUAGCUGUAAGAGUUGAAAGCAUACAAAGCAAAAACAGAAGCCAAAGACAUCAAAAGUAGUGUUAAAAUUCCAGUUCAAAACUAUACACGAGACUUUUUCGAAACGGUUGAAUUGCAAAAGGAAAGUGAACGAAAACAUGUUAAGUAUACGUAAACUAUCGAUAGUAGUUGAGCACGGGCAAGGUCAGGUUGCAUUUUGAUGAAUGGUAGCGAAAUAGUAUUAGCAAUUUUUAAGACUAAUCGAACACAAACGGAGACAAAACGGUUUUUUCCAAAUCUUUUUACUGCUAGAAAAGAGAACAAAUUUAGAAGAAAUAGAGUAAUGAGUAGUGUAGAGGUAGCGUUGAAAUAGUCGAGUUGUUGGUAGCUGAGUGCAUUAUUGGAUCGUCAAUUAAGUUAAGGGCUCGACGGGAAAGAGGUUUGUUUGCAGAUUUAGAUUUUUCAUUGGGAACAAGAUUGAUAACGUAGCGCGUGUAGAACAGUUAGGAAAAAACCUUGCAAAUUCGUAGUCUAGUCUAACUCUGUGUUUUUUGAGCUUUUUCCAAUCGCUGUUGUGAACUACUACUCUUUGUGACCCUACCAGAAAUUGCAUUCUUCACGUGUAUAACCGUCCUAAAUGUAACUACAUUAUCAAAUUGCUAGCGCGGUAACUGUGUAAUUGGUUUUAAAAAUGUUUGUGUGCAUUCAAAAUUGGAAUGUUUAUUGAAAUGUUUCCUAAAGCACUACGAUUUUACUAAAUGUAUUCCAUCAAAUUUGUGCAAAUUCCCCUGAGUUGCAGUUUUAAUGUUAUCUUUUCAAAUAAAAUAUGCUAAAAUUAAAUUUUAGUCGAACAAAAACCAA
Drosophila ficusphila is the source of this 6412-nucleotide messenger RNA. RefSeq lists its product as uncharacterized. Lineage: Eukaryota; Metazoa; Arthropoda; Insecta; Diptera; Drosophilidae. Bases 373 to 4923 code for a protein of 1516 amino acids. The transcript is spliced from 10 exons. The record is from RefSeq and is a predicted model, not a curated record.